Thamnophis elegans (Western terrestrial garter snake) is the source of this 1978-nucleotide messenger RNA. RefSeq names its product RRN3 homolog, RNA polymerase I transcription factor (gene RRN3). Gene Ontology annotation, molecular function: RNA polymerase I general transcription initiation factor activity; RNA polymerase I core binding. The transcript is spliced from 18 exons. Gene Ontology annotation, cellular component: nucleus. The coding region runs from base 167 to 1972 and encodes 601 amino acids. The record is from RefSeq and is a predicted model, not a curated record. NCBI's taxonomy places the organism in Eukaryota, Metazoa, Chordata, Lepidosauria, Squamata, Natricidae. Gene Ontology annotation, biological process: transcription initiation at RNA polymerase I promoter.
GUGUCGGGCGGAAGUAGUGGCGACUGCGUGCGCAGGAGAUUCUCUUACUCUCCGGGUAGUAUGAGGGGCAAGAGGCGGCGGCGCUGGCGGAGGUUUCGCGAGGGGAGGACGGAGAGCGGCUGAGCCCGGCGGAGGCUGCCGAGCGGGGAGAGAAGGAUUUUCAGACAUGUUGGCUGAGGAUGAAUUUCUGAGAUCGCCGCCAAGGAAGACGGUCAGAUUCGGCGGUACCUUGGCAGAGAUCCUACUGAAAUACCAACAGGGCAAGACCACUGAGUUUGAUCUGCUGAAACAUCAGCUGUUGGAUCCAGACAUAAAAGAUGACCAGAUUAUUAACUGGCUCUCUGAAUUCCGGUCUUCUGUUACAUUUUUGACCAAGGAGUUUGAACAACUAAUUACCAUCCUAUUGAAAGUGCCAUGGUUGAGAAGAAGCCAGUCUGUGGUGGAGGAAUAUCUCGCUUUCCUGAGUAAUUUAGUGUCUGCUCAGACAAUCUAUCUCAGGCCAUGCCUGCAAAUGAUCGUUUCGCAUUUUGUACCCCCCCGAAUAACCAUCCGGGAGAAUGAUGUGGACAUCUCCGAUUCAGAUGACGAUGAAAAUGUUGUCGAGAGCUUCACCACCUGCCACAGAGCAUUGCAGACCAUUGUGAAAUAUGUCCCUUUGACACCGCAAUUUCUCAUGCCAGUGCUGGCUGAAAAAUUUCCCUUUAUUAACAAGUCAGAAAGAACCUUACAAUGUUAUCUCCAUAAUUUGCUGCGAAUAAGCGUAUAUAUCCCAGCGUUGAGGCAUGACAUUUUGGAGCUGGUUGUUGAGAAGCUGCUAAAAAUUGAUGUAAGCGCCCCAAGAAAAGAUAUUGAAGCUGCCGAAGAAGAAGAAGAGGGAAACGGUGAGAAGGGACUCUUCAAUAUGGAUGAAGAUGGGGAGAAUAUGGAGAAGAGUGAACUCAUGGCUCAUCCCAUUGCAGAACGCCUCGACAUCUUGAUGAUCGUGAUGUUUUCCUACAUUAAAGAUGUAUGCUACGUUAAUGGGAAAAUUGAUGUUGGCAACACCAAAGACUUAUACCGAGACCUUGUGGCUAUCUUUGAUAAGCUGAUUUUAACCACCCACGGAUCAUGUCAUGUGCAGUUCAUCAUGUUCUACCUCUCUAGUUUCAGAUUGGUAAUUGCAGAGGCUUUUGUGGAGCAUCUCUGGAAAAAGCUACAGAAUCCCAACGUUCCUGCUGUAAUCCGGCAAACCACCGGGAACUACAUUGGCAGCUUUUUGGCACGGGCCAAGUUUAUCCCCAUUGUGACGGUGAAAACCUGCUUAGAUCUCCUGGUCAGCUGGCUGCACACCUACAUCGACAAUCAGGGCACGGGGUCCCGAGCAUUUUGCGACGUUGCGCUCCACGGUCCGUUCUACGCCGCCUGCCAGGCUGUAUUCUACAUAGUCAUCUUUCGCCACAAGCAGAUCCUGGAUGGAAAUCUCAAGAAAGGUUUGGCCUACUUACAAAGAUUAAACUUUGAGCGCAUCAUUCUGUGCCAGUUAAACCCCCUAAAGGUGUGCCUGCCAACCAUUGUGAGUCUCUUUGCUGCCCUCACCAGGAAGUACCAAGUGGCUUUCUGUGACACCAUCAUUGAGAGGAACCGGAGGCAAAUAUUGCCAGUUGUCCGAAGCAGCUGUGGGGGGGAGUCGGUGGAGAUGGUCACAAACCCCCUUGACAGUUUUUUCCCGUUCGAUCCUUACAUUCUCAAAAGAUCAAAGAACACAGUCAAUCCUUUGUAUCAGUUUUGGGAAGAGCAGAGUGCUGAGGACCUCAAGGAGACGCCAGAACCCAUCAAUGAGGGCAAAGGUGAAGAGGAAGAUGAUUUCUUGAGGGGUGAAACUCCCCAAAAUGACAGCAUGAUCAGCGUGACGCCGAACUCUUUCAACGCUCUUGUUCACAAUUCAGAAACCAGUCUCGGAUCGCCACCAGUUGAACUGCAGCUGCAGCUCUGAACUUGG